AUGUACCAUCCUCUGAAAACUCUCUCCGAACAGGAGAUAAACAUUGCCAAGGAUGUCAUUUCAGCUUCACAUCCGAACGUAGUCAUUUUCUUUCGGGAGAUAUAUCUAGAAGAACCUGCUAAAGCAGAGCUUAUUCCUUAUCUCGAGCUCGAACAUAAUGGCAAACUGAGCCCAACAACCCCUCGCCUACAAAGACUGGCAACAUGCCAAUAUGAUGUUAUGGGCUCUGAUCGAGUUCCUGAAUUUCAUGAAGCAGUUGUGGAUGUGGAGAAGAAGCAACGAAUUAAACAUAUCGUUGUCGGAAAAGAGCAUCACGCUACAUUGACUAUGGAGGAGUUUGAAAUAUUUAUAAAUACAUGUCAAGCAUCUUCAAAAUACAAAGAAGCUGUUGCCGAAUUCAAUCUCCCUGAAGGAUUCGAUAUCGUCAUUGAGCCGUGGCCAUAUGGCGGCCGUGACCGUACCACCGACGAUAGCCGCUACAUCCAAGGCUUAAUCUUUGCGCAAGAUACGAGAUCUGGUAAUCCAGACUCGAAUUUCUACGGCUAUCCUCUGCCCAUCAUCCCCGUAAUGGAUUACCACAAACGCGAGAUUGUCCGAAUUGACCGUCUUGCAACAGGUGGCAAGGGAGAUGGUUUGACGCAGGAAAGCUGGCGUGGGAAUAUCGUCGAUCAUUGCUCUCAGUCUGAAUAUAUACCAGAAUUACUCCCGAAUGGCACAAGGAAAGACCUCAAAGCACUGAACGUGCUGCAGCCAGAUGGGCCUUCGUUCAAGGUGACAGAUGAGUCGCUCAUUGAGUGGCAGAAGUGGAGGUUCCGUGUUGGGUUCAAUCCACGCGAGGGUGCUACUAUCCAUGACGUCUGUUAUGAUGGAAGAAGUGUCUUUUACCGGCUUAGCAUUAGCGAGAUGACUGUUCCUUAUGCGGACGCUCGAUAUCCCUUCCAUCGCAAGCAAGCCUUUGACUUUGGUGAUGGUGGCGCUGGAAACUUCGCAAAUAACUUGUCACUUGGCUGCGAUUGUUUGGGUGUUAUAAAGUACUUUGACGGCGUUGCCACUGACAGUGAGGGCAAACCAAAGGUUGUCCCUAAUGUGGUUUGUCUUCAUGAGCAGGACAACGGCAUUGGCUGGAAACACACCAAUUGGCGAACGGGACGUGCCGUAGUUACUAGGUCGCGCGAAUUGGUUGUGCAAUUCAUAAUCACCUUGGCCAAUUAUGAAUACAUCUUUGCGUAUAAAUUCGACCAAGCGGGUGGUAUCAGUGUCGAGUCACGGGCGACCGGCAUUGUCAGCGUCGUCAACAUCGAUCCAGGCAAACAAUCCGACUACGGCAACGUUGUUGGAAAUGGUGUUUUGGCACAAAACCACCAACAUAUCUUCUGUAUCCGUAUUGACCCUGCUGUCGACGGUCACAAGAACACUGUCUAUGUUGAAGAAUCGCAUGCGGUGCCCAUGAACGAGACCACCAACCCGGAGGGCAAUUUCUAUCAAAUCCGCAAAACACCAGUUGAACAAUCCAGCUGGUUUGACGCUGCACCUGAACAUAAUAGAAUUAUCAAAAUGGUCAAUACAAAUAAAACUAACCCUAUCAGCGGAAACCCGGUUGGGUACAAAUUCACGCCCAUGGCCACGCAGUUGCUUCUCGCCGACAAGCAAUCCAUUCAAGCCCACCGAGCGCAGUUCGCACAGCACCAUGUUUGGGUCACGAAGUACCGUGAUGGUGAGCUCUACGCUGGUGGAAGAUACACAUUACAGAGCCAGCACGAGAUUGGAGGGGUUUCAGACGCAGUGAAACGAGGCGAGGCGGUCAAGGAUGAUGAUGUUGUCGUCUGGAGUGUCUUUGGCAUCACUCAUAACCCUCGGGUUGAAGAUUGGCCUGUGAUGCCAGUGGAGUCAUUCCAACUUAAUAUCCGACCAUCAGACUUUUUCACAGAGAACCCUGCUCUUGAUGUACCGUCUAACAAAAAUCUGUCUUCACAACUGGUAGUAGCUUCAGAUUGCUGCUCAAAACCUACUCAGUAA
This is a messenger RNA of Talaromyces proteolyticus, 2016 nucleotides long. Its product is annotated as putative copper amine oxidase. The record is from RefSeq and is a predicted model, not a curated record. Gene Ontology annotation, biological process: amine metabolic process. Gene Ontology annotation, molecular function: copper ion binding; quinone binding; primary methylamine oxidase activity. NCBI's taxonomy places the organism in Eukaryota, Fungi, Ascomycota, Eurotiomycetes, Eurotiales, Trichocomaceae. The coding region runs from base 1 to 2016 and encodes 671 amino acids. The transcript is spliced from 5 exons.